Messenger RNA from Chironomus riparius, 714 nucleotides. NCBI's taxonomy places the organism in Eukaryota, Metazoa, Arthropoda, Insecta, Diptera, Chironomidae. The record is from the annotation of a GenBank genome assembly.
CACCGCAAGAGGGAGAUUUGGAUAAACGUUAGGAAAAUUUGCCUAUUGUGUUUUAAAGUCAAAACAAAGUUGUCAGCAUCAAUGUCACGUAAUUUAGUUUUCUUUGAGGGCCGCAAAAAUGGGGAUGCAAAGCGUCAAAUUGACGAAUUCAAAAAGUUUAGGAAUGCAAGAAUUCCGUAUCACUUAAAUUUGAAUGCUCAAAACUCCAACUGCAGUUUAUGCCUUUUCCCGCGUAAAUUUAUCAUCAAAUCUUUUUGUGUAGUUAAAAGCUUGUGUGUUUGCUGCUGCUCUCAUGCCAACAAGAGCUUACUAGCUUUAAAUAAUACAAGAGAAAGUCAGAUUGCGUCUGAAGAUAAAUCGAUAAAGGCGAUAAUGUUUCAAAAUAAUGGAGUCGAAAAGGAAGUGUGUUUCAAAAGCUUGUUGGAAUUUGCUCAAGAACUGGCUAAAGGUGAUCGCAAGCUUACAACAUUAGGCGAAACGGCAAGAUUCCAGUUCUUCGCAACUCUUCCUGCAGUAAAGAAUAACUUGAUCAACUAUGGGAUUCCAACUAGCAACGAUGACUUUGACACUUCUAAAUUUAAAAUCUUGGAAAUUCAACGCUUAAAUGUGCUUUUUGAGGUUGAUACGAUAAGUGCAUGUAUUAUUUGGCUUCGCGAGUUUCAGUUGUUCCUUAAUAAUGCACAGUUCUCGCUUGCAUUAGUGGUUUAUGCUUAA